Molecule: messenger RNA, 1746 nt
Organism: Aspergillus luchuensis
Lineage: Eukaryota; Fungi; Ascomycota; Eurotiomycetes; Eurotiales; Aspergillaceae
Exons: 5
Coding region: 1-1746 (581 amino acids)
Cellular component (GO): membrane
Molecular function (GO): ABC-type transporter activity; ATP binding; ATP hydrolysis activity
Source: RefSeq, a predicted model, not a curated record
AUGCUCGUCAACGGUGCGCAAAGUGAUACUUCCUUCCAGCGCAAAACAGGCUAUGUGCAGCAGCAAGAUGUACAUCUCUCAACAUGCAGUGUGCGAGAGUCACUUGAAUUUAGUGCACUCCUCCGGCAGCCUUCUGACGUGCCACGGGAGGAUAAGCUCGCCCAUGUGGAGGAAGUGAUCAGGCUCCUUGAGAUGGAAGAGUAUGCGGACGCCAUUGUUGGUAUCCCCGGUGAAGGGCUGAACAUCGAACAGCGCAGACGUCUCACUAUUGGUAUUGAAUUGGCUGCAAAGCCUGAAUUGCUUCUUUUCUUAGAUGAACCAACCUCUGGACUGGACUCACAGACAUCGUGGACUAUUUGCCAGCUCUUGAAACGACUUGCACAUAGUGGCCAGGCCAUCCUGUGCACCAUUCACCAGCCGUCAGCUAUCUUGUUCCAGCAGUUUGACAAUCUGCUGCUUCUAGCAAAAGGCGGCAAAACUGUGUACUUUGGAGAAAUUGGGCAGAAUUCGGCUACCCUCAUCCGAUACUUGGAGACCAACGGAGGAACACAGUGUCCUCCAGGCGCCAAUCCAGCUGUAUGGAUGUUGGAAGAGAUCGGCGCCGCACCAGGAUCAGAUACCACUGUCGAUUGGCCGAGGGUCUGGCGAGACUCGCCUGAGCACCAGUCUGUUCGAGCGAAAUUGCAAAAGCUCCGAGAAUCUAGGACUACCAUAGGCGUAACACCUCAUAUGCACACGUUGAGACAGCCAAGCAAUAGGGCUUAUGCUUCGUCUUUUCUGCAGCAGUGGUGGCUCGUUCAGAAACGUAUCGCAGCCCAAUACUGGCGAAGUCCGUCGUAUAUAUAUUCCAAAGUCUGCCUCACCGUGGGAUCGAGUUUGUUCAUUGGCUUCAGCUUUUACAACGCUCCGAACACCAUCCAGGGGCUUCAGAACCAGAUGUACGCAGUGAUGAUGUUAUUGAGCAUGUUCGGGCAACUCAGCGAGCAGAUUAUGCCUCAGUUCAUCGAUCAGCGAGAUGUUUAUGAGGCGCGUGAGAGGCCCUCCAAAAUGUAUGACUGGAAAGUCUUGAUGCUGAGCAACCUCGCGAUUGAGAUUUUCUGGAACACGUUGAUGGCAGUGGUGGCCUACUUUUGCUGGUACUAUCCUAUCGGACUGUAUCAGAACGCUACCUCCACCCACGAAGUCGCCCCGCGCGGCUGCCUAAUGUUCCUGUUCAUCUGGGCCUUCAUGAUGUUCACUAGUACCUUUACGCACACCCUUAUCGCUGGGAUGGACAGUGCCGAUUCUGCUAGCAGUGUUGGGAAUAUAUGCUACAUGCUUUGCAUGACGUUCUGUGGUAUUCUCGUCAAAAAGUCCUCGUUACCCGGCUUCUGGAUAUUCAUGUACUAUGUCUCUCCAUUUACCUGGCUCGCUUCAGGUCUUCUUUCGACCGGUGUAGCGAACGCGGAGAUCGAAUGUGCACCUAAUGAAUAUGUUAGGUUUCUACCGCCAGCAGGUCAGUCAUGUGGCUCGUACAUGGCAUCUUAUAUCUCGUUGUCCGGCGGAUACUUGGUCGAUCCACAUAAUACCGAGCAUUGCCAGUUUUGUCCGUUGAGCAACACGAAUGAUUAUCUCUCUACAGUCAAUAUUCGCUUGGAGGAUCGCUGGAGGAAAUUCGCCCUUGUUCUGGUCUAUAUUGUGUUUAAUGCCGUGGCGGCUUUAGCUGUGUAUAAGCUAGUUCGCAUGCCAAGAAGGAGCAAGGUUUGA